UACAUGUUCAUUGCCUGUAUCACCAAGUGACUAUUAAUUGUGCAGAGAGCACCGUUCAUGGACAUGAUGCUUUAAAUGAGCAAAAAGGAGGUCCACGCUCCAAGGGUCUAAAUUUCAGUCUAAAUUUCAAAAGUGGGAGGUGUAGAAGACGGUGGGAAUGGAAAUGAGGGAAGAAUAUAUUAUGAUUAAAAAUUAUUUAUAUGCUGCUUUUCAACCAAAAAGUUCUCAAAAAAACCCCAGCUCAAAAUAUUUAAAAAUAAAUAAAUGAUGGCAACAGGCAUUGCAGAGACACAGAAUGCUGGGAUCAACAGGGAGAGUUGCUCUCCUUCCCCUCCUAAAUACAGGAGCACUAUCACUUUAAAACUACCAUUCCUCUUUGGCCAAUUAGCAGCUACAGAUAUGUAGGCUUAGCUCAUUAGUGAAACCAAGGCUGCAAUCCUGCGCAGACCUGCUAGUGAGAAGUUCUGUCUAAAUCAGUUUGACUUCAUUUCAAGUAAACAUGUGUAGGAUUAUUCCUAAGUGAUGAUGAUGCAUGAAAUGACUUGCAUGUGUCAGUGAGGCACCAGAGCUAUAGCAGCACAGACUGUUGUCAUAUAACCUUAAAUGCUUUUCAGUUGAUGGUUUGCACACUGAACUGCCAGUCAACAAGGGUGGAGUAAAGAAGUAAAUGUAUAUCCCUGAACCAGGUCUGCGCAAUUCAAAACUGCCCUGGUUAAGCCAGAGUCAUUCAAAAGGAGCACAACGCUGUGCCAGAACUCUUCACUUUCUUCAGAAAUCUCUACUUGAAACAGAGGAAGAAAACAGGAAGUUCAGUGGAAAUCGCAUUGCUCAAACUCGACUGAUGCAUGAUUUGUUGAUGGGUGUUAAAGUUUCAAUGAUGCUGAUACAAAAAAUACAAGAAAAUAUUCAGGAAAAUAUUUGGAAGAAACUCGAUUCUCCUAUUUGGCAAAGUAUGUGUGGGCUGCUGAAUAGUUUUACAUGCUUCUUAGUAAAUGUAGACCUCUUACAGACUGUCCAGACUACAGCAGGAUUGGCUGUUGUUCUCUUUACUAAGACUAUGUUUGAACCAGCUGAAAAGCUCCCUUGUUUGAUCAGUGAUUUGCUUCUCGGCUCGCUGAAAUCUUCAGAUAUACCAGAAUGGUUCCUGGACAACUGUGGGAGUCUUUGUCUUGCUGAGAUUUCUGACUCUGUCCUCCUCUUCCUUUGCCAUGGAGCACUUGCCAUGUUGGAGUGGAAGAAUGGCAGCAUGGGCCAGAAUGGAGAGAAACUGCUCUUGGAUAUUGCAAUGACUUUGUUGAUAUUGAGUACACGGCUAAAAGAAUCUGUUAUGGCAGCUUCCUUGUCCAGAAUUUUAUCUGUGUGGACUAAUUCAGCACUGGAUGUUCUUCAGUCAAGUUCUGACAACCUGAAGUUCGGUCUCAAUGGAAACUCGGACAUGAUGGGGAAAAUGCUGGAUUAUGUGUAUGCACACUGGGAACAUCCUUUGGAUGCUGUUAGACACCAGACCAAACUCAUAUUCAAGAAUCUCCUCCAAAUACACCAUGCUACUGUAAAAGGAUCAGUUGUAAAACUAGACUCAUUCUUCUUAGGGUUGACUGAGAGCUUGCUGAGUUUAGAAUGGCAUGUUAAAGGCAAAUACUCAUCACUUGGUUGUCUUGUGGAAUGUGUUGGUGUUGAAAAUAUUCUGGCAAUGGAUAGGACAAUUCCUGCACAAAUUUUGGAUGCAAUGAGUGAUCAGUCUUUUGCACCUUAUGCGAGUGAUCUAUUGGAAACCAUGUUUAUGAAUCACAAGAGGCAUCUUACAUCUGUAUUGGAAGGAGACAAUUGGAUUGACAAUUGGCAUGAGACAUGGGUGUCUCCCCUCCUUUUAAUUUUGUGUGAUGGGAAUCCAGAGCAAGCUACCUAUGUAACAGAUUAUUACCUACCAAAAUUGCUGAAAUGUAGCCCUGAAUGUUUGAACUACAUGAUUAAAAUUCUUCAGACUUCAGCUGAAUCUAACGUGGGAUCUUGCAGUACCCGAGGUUCACUUGGAGCUUUGAUGGCAUGCCUGAGGACAGCUAGAGCCCAUGGGCACCUGCAGUUCACAGACAUGAUGCAUGGCAGCCUUGUAUCAGUUGGAUGUAUCAAACAGGGUCUAGUUCACCAGCAUGAUCAGGUGCGGAUAGAUGCUUUAGGUUUGCUUUGUGAAAGUCACCGCAGCACAGAAAUUAUCUCCAUAGAAGAGAUGCAGUUGAUUGAAUUUUUUAUUAAAUACAACCUGAACAGCCAGUCUCCAGCUGUGAGACAACAGAUCUGUUCCCUACUGAAAAAGUUGUUCUGCCGGAUAUAUGAAAGCUCCCAGACAGUUCAUAAAAUGCAGCAAAUGAAAUCCAAGCAAGGUCCAUUGAAGCAAUCUAUAAUGUGGGAUCCAUUAACAACUUUGCAGCAGUACAAGGAUUUCAUGUCAUCUCUCUGUGGCAUACUCUUUGAAGCCCUGUUUCCUGGUUCAUCCCACCCAACCAGAUUUAUUGCCCUAACACUCUUAGGAAUAAUAGCUGGAAUAUUUCCUAUUUCAGAAGGUCAGAGCCAGGAAUUGUUUCAGAUAGCUCAAGAGUUUGGUCCUACUCGUGUUCAAACACUACUUCACUGUUUUGCCAGUACUUUUGAAGAGGUAAAGAUCCUGGCAUUUGAACUUCUGAUGAAACUACACCCUGCACUGUCUUAUUUACAGGAUUCUGAAAAACUUCAGCCAUUGUUUCAAGUAGCAAUGCAACUGAGCACAAGUAUCAAGCCCUAUGACUGUGUGACUGCUUCCUAUUUACUGAAUUUCCUAAUACAUCGGAAAGACUUGCUGAAGGUGUGCUUUAAAAAUAAUCCACUUCUGGGCACAUUUCAGCCAGAUGAGGAUAUGUUUGCUCAUCCAGACAUAUCUGCUGAUCCUGUAGAAGAGAACACAUUGGCUGUUAUCAAGCACUUGUUGGAAACUGUUGAAGAAGAAAUAUUUCAAGCUGAGAAAUCUUUACUGCAAGCAGCUGCUUCAUUCCCAAUGUAUGGUAGAGUGCAUUGUAUAACUGGAGCUUUGCAUCAGUUACCAUUGAAUAAUUUGACCCGGAUUCUUGAAUGGAAGGAGAUUGUGGCUAAGCUUAUUCUGAUGUCUUAUAAGCUUUCUGCUGUAGUAUCUCCAGUAGUUCAGAGUUCAUCACCAGAAGGCCUUAUUCCAAUGGACACUGACUCAGACACUUCGGAGCGUUUGCAGUUGAUUCUGUGCGAGAUACAGCCAUGUGAUACAAAUAAUUAUUUCUCAGAAGUGAAAUUGUUGAAAGAACACUGCAGGAUAGACUGUGUGAAGGAGUCAGCUGAACACAUUUGCCCUGAAAAUAGAGGUAAAGAACAACAGACCUGUGAUGUAACAGCUCAAAUGGUGCUGAUAUGUUGUUGGCGAAGUAUGAAGGAGAUAUCGUUACUUCUAGGGAAGUUGUGUCAGCUUCUGCCUUUACAGAAUCUUUCAGGUUGUUCAGAUGCACUGAUCACAGUAGAGCAGGUGCAAGAUAUUGGGGAAUACUUCAAGUAUCAUCUUCUGAAGUCGAGGCACCGAGGGGCAUUUGAGCUAGCAUACGCUGGUUUUGUAAAGCUUACUGAAGUACUCUCAAGGUGUAAUAAUGAGAGCCUGAACAAGCUACCACAGUGGUGGCUGUACAACGUGCUGGAGGAAAUUAAAUCUAGUGAUCCUUCAUCUAAACUAUGUGCCACGAGACGCAGUGCUGGGAUUCCAUUCUAUAUCCAGGCCUUGCUUGCUUCUGAACCAAAGAGGGGUAAAACAGACUUGCUAAACAUGACAAUGAAAGAAUUGAUAUCUUUGGCUUCACCUUCAGGUGUGCUGCCGAGCACCGUUCCACAGGUUCAUGCUUUAAAUAUCUUGAGGGCUUUAUUCAAGGAUACUCGCUUAGGAGAAAACAUCAUUCCUUAUGUGGCAGAUGGAAUGCGGGCCGCUGUAUUAGGUUUUACAUCUUCUGUCUGGGCAGUGAGGAAUUCAUCUACACUUCUCUUUAGUACCCUGAUUACAAGAAUAUUUGGAGUUAAGAGAGGGAAGGAUGAAAACUCGAAAAAAAACAGAAUGACAGGGAGGGAGUUCUUCACUCGGUUUCCAAACCUUUAUCCAUUUUUGCUCAGUCAGUUGGAAGUUACAGCCAAAACGAUGGACAGCAAAACUGGGGAGUUGAAGCUCCAUCCGAGUUUGUUCCUUCUGCUUUUGAUCUUGGGUAAAUUAUAUCCUUCACCAAUGGAUGGCACAUAUUCUGCACUCAGUAUGGCACCCUUUGUCCCAUUUAUUUUGAGAUGUGGUCACUCUCCUGUGUAUCGUUCACGUGAGAUGGCUGGCCGAGCCCUUGUUCCCUUUAUUAUGAUGAGCCAGGUGCCACAGACCGUGUCAUCUUUGUUGACUGGGCUUCCAGAUUGUACUGAUCCGUGUGUGCGGCAAAAUGCUAUUCAUGGAACACUGCUACAAGUAUUUCAUUUGCUGCAGUCCUACUUGGAGUCCAAACACAAGGCUAAUUCAGACUUUCUGCAAGGGUUGAGAGACAUCAUCACUUGUAUUGAGGCCAAGCUAUGGUUGGCUGAGAGGCAAAAUCCUUGUUUGGUGACUAGAGCGACAUAUCUUGAUGUCCUUGUUUUGCUGAAUAAUUACCAUGGGAAAUCCAGAAUAAAAGGAACAGAAUUCCUCAGGUUUAGGGAGAAAAUGGGCGCAAUUAUAUCUAAUUCUGAACUGGCAACGGGUAUUAACCACUCUCCUGCAGUGCCAGGGCUUGCACAGUAUCUCCAAAGCAUCACCAAACUCUUCAUAUCUAUGUUCUCCAUGACUGCUGCUCCUGGAUUAAAUGUCCUUGCCACAGAGAAAAUAGUGAGCCCUUGUUUGUCAGUUGCUCAUCUGCUACAUUCUGACUUCCACGAAGUGCGCUUAUUGGUCUUAGAUGCAACUCUGCGGUGGUUGAAGCAAGUGAAUUCCAAACAUGUGACUGAAGAAGAAGAACGUGGCCUGUUGUGUCUACUGUCUGGUUUGGAGGAGAUUCUUCUUAAGAUCGCUGUAAAAGAGACGCAUCCAGAAUGUUUUUACAAGGCAUUAGAAGUUCUGCACUGUAUGGAUAUUGGAAUUGUGCUUUCAAAGUCAGAAGAUGCCAUAAAUAUGAACCAAACGGAUUUCUUUUGUUGGAUUAUGAAUAUUGUGGAUGCAUCUGACAGCACUGAAAUCCAAAGUAUGUCCCUUAAGCUUGCUUCAAAGUUGGUCAUCCAGCUUGUACAAAAUGGGCAAGAGGAGGUGAAAUCUGAGAUGAAACAAUGGGUUGAAAUCGUCACUUAUUGUUGUGGAGACGAACAACAAACAGAUCUCAGACUGGCUGUUGCAGAGAUUCUUGUGAGCGUUACACCAAUUUUCCUGACCAGUCAGAAGCUUUUCUUAGGUCUGUCCGAUACGCUGCUCCUUUGGAAAUGUGUGAUUCAGCUGCUGCAGAGUGAAGAGCAGAUAGUAAGGGAUACAGCUACUGGUGUCAUAAGACUGGCCCAGUCUCAAGAGAAUAUCUUUAGAAAAACAGGGCCUGACUUCCAUGUCGUCAAUGCAUCAAUGGCCUUGGAUUUAACAUUUUCCAUACUCUGUGAACUGCUACAGCAGUGGGAGCAGACCAGCGCUGGAGUCUCAAUCUUACUAGAGUGGUUGCUAGGAACAGAACUGGAGACUACAGCCUUGGUGGAAAAUGACUAUCCGUUUGACAAAGGACAAGCAAAUUUUUGGGCUGAGAAGUUAACAAAGGUGGGUCACCUCAGCAAACACCUCUUCCUGCUCAUACCAGAGACCCAUAUCAAUGUAUAUGAUCAAGGAAAGUUCCGCCAUUUGGCAAAAUUAGCAUCUGAUCAAGCCCAGCUUGUGACACAGCUUCUUAAAGAAAUGCCUCCAACUCCAGAAUUUUCCAGACCUGCAGAAUUCACAGAAUUAGGUAUUCGGAAGGAAAGAAUAUCUGUUUGUCUUAAGAUAUUGCAUUUGCUAAAAAUUGGAACUGAAGUUUGCAGAGAACUAGAGAACUGAAAACAUGAUUGCUGACCAUUUGUUUACUGCCAGUUGCAGCUAACUGCAUAGUGAACAAAGUAUGGGUGCACUUCUUGUGUCAGGAAAGUGUUGGGAACUGUAACAGUGCACAUUAGAUACCACUGCAUACUUGAAUUAAGCUUUCUGUGGAUGCACUCCCUCAUUUUCAGUCAGUCCCCGCAAGGUUUUAUUACAGCUACUAUAGGAAGUAAACCUGCUAGACUGUUACUUUCCACCUACCAGGUGCUGGCCACCUGCUGGUCCAGUUUGCUGAUUUUACUGUGUCAGUUGUUCAACCUGUUCUCUGAUGUCAGUACUUGGGAUUUCAUAGUCUCUUUCUCAUCAUGUACCAGGAUUCAUGCACAAGCAAUUAUGUACCUAAUGUAUGUGGAUGUUUUAAAAGCUGCUUCAAAUAAGUAAAACUGUUUUUUAUCCUU
Molecule: messenger RNA, 6489 nt
Organism: Hemicordylus capensis (graceful crag lizard)
Lineage: Eukaryota; Metazoa; Chordata; Lepidosauria; Squamata; Cordylidae
Gene: THADA
Product: THADA armadillo repeat containing
Exons: 33
Coding region: 668-6052 (1794 amino acids)
Biological process (GO): tRNA methylation
Cellular component (GO): cytosol
Source: RefSeq, a predicted model, not a curated record